CCGACACACUUUACCAACACUCGGUACAAAGAAGUCGCACAAAUAUAUAUCAAAACAAUUCCAAUCCAUAUCUUAGUUUGCAUUGCUAUAAAUAUUGCUAUGAUGAGGAAGAAAAAUAGUUCAAACUAAAAGGAUUUGCAAGCGAAAUGUUCCAUUCUCCUUGUACGAUUUGCACUGAUUUCCUGACAUUGAAUAAUCUGGCUGCCUGCCCUUGUGGCCAUGUCUAUCAUGAUCAUUGUCUAGAGACUUGGCAUAAACGCAGUCGCACAUGCCCUACAUGUCGUAAGCCUUGUCCACAGAAUAUCAGACUCUUUUUCAGUGAUGUUCAGGAGCAUACAUCUUCUUCAGAUGAUAUAAUAACUGUGAAAAAUGAGCUUAGAAAGCAAGCAGCUUUAAACCUUGAAAAAGAUGCUCGGAUCAAAUCUCUCAAUAAAUCUAUCAAAGAUACCACUGGUACAAUUGAGGACUUAAAGUGUCGAGUACUGAAAUACGAGAAAGACAUUAGAGAUGAGAAAUCAAUACAAGAAACACUAAAGAAACAAAUUCAGUUCUUUCAAGGGAAAAGUAAACAUGUUGAAAAACUAGAGAAAAAGGUUGUGUUAUUAAAAACAAAUUUGGAGGAAUUGGAAAGACUUAGGAAAAUGCUGCAUGGUACAAGCGAAGAAGCUGAAGAUAUGUUAAGAAAUAUUGGAACUAGCUCCAAAACUGCAAGUGAACUGGCAGCACAACUUGUUAUUAUGAAAAGAGAAAAUGAGAAAAUGAGAGAGGCAAAGAAGAAAGCAAGUGCUGAGAAGGUGCAGCUGGAAAGAGAUUCUCAUUCCUUGAAACAUAAUCUAAGAGCGAAGGAAUUGGAAUGUAACCAGUUGACUAAAGAUAAUGAAAAUCUACAAGAUCAAUUAAAAGAAACUGAACAAGAGAAACUUAGUCUGAAAAAGAAAGUUGACAAGAUGCAACAGUCAUUUGCGACCUCCAGCCCCCGUGGAACAUUAAUCAACAGGUUGCUUCAAGAAAGUCCUGCACCUCUGAGCCUUGAUGAAACAGUAAUACUGUCGUCAGACACAGAUAUUGAUGAAAACGUAGAAUUUACAGAUGGCGGAACGGAAAGGAAAAGCGCCAUGCUGAAGAAACCGAAGGCAGACUUCACAUCUCCUGUUCAUCCUGGGGCAUUGCAAAGGAAUCGCAAGCGUUCAUACGUCGCGUUAGAAAACCCUGGUCGACUUAGUACCGGGUAUAAUGGUCUAGGCGGACACUCUACCGUUCUGUUGCCUUCGCAGGCUAAGAAAAUUAAGAAAGUCGCUAAACCACAAUCUGUGUCAAAAUUUGUCCGGACAAAAACGAACCCACCUUUGCCUCGAAUGUAAAUAAAGCCGCGUACAUAAAUUCAAGAACCUCGGUAUAAAUUAUAAUAUAUUAACCGUAGCUGUUGCCACUGACUCGGAAAGAAUAUGUACGAUAUUUUUGUUUUAAGUCACCGAUAACUAUUACAAGUUAUUUGUAACUAUUAAGUAACUAUUUCAAGACUUUGAAAAGUGGCAGCAGUAUAAACUGUAUAAAAUGAACGAUAGAAAAAUGAAUUAAA
Messenger RNA from Dendronephthya gigantea, 1579 nucleotides. RefSeq names its product E3 ubiquitin-protein ligase TRAIP-like. The transcript has 12 exons. The coding region runs from base 147 to 1361 and encodes 404 amino acids. NCBI's taxonomy places the organism in Eukaryota, Metazoa, Cnidaria, Anthozoa, Malacalcyonacea, Nephtheidae. The record is from RefSeq and is a predicted model, not a curated record.